Harpia harpyja (harpy eagle) is the source of this 2955-nucleotide messenger RNA. RefSeq names its product eukaryotic translation initiation factor 2 alpha kinase 2 (gene EIF2AK2). Gene Ontology annotation, molecular function: ATP binding; protein kinase activity. The record is from RefSeq and is a predicted model, not a curated record. Lineage: Eukaryota; Metazoa; Chordata; Aves; Accipitriformes; Accipitridae. Gene Ontology annotation, biological process: protein phosphorylation. Bases 1296 to 2855 code for a protein of 519 amino acids. The transcript is spliced from 16 exons.
CGCUGCGCGGUGCUCGACGAUGCCAAAGUCCGUGGGUUUGUAGUCCGGAGCGUUCCCUGAACAGGCGUUGGUGAAAGGGAGCGGCGCGGAGGGGGAGGAGGAGGUACAGGCAGCAGAUUCGGUUUAGUUCGGCGUGCGGGCACGACGUCUUUCCCGCCGCUGCGCUUGCCUUCUGGAGCGUGUCCUCCCGCAGAGUCGCCCGCGGGCAAAGCGAGCCACAGUCGUUGCACAGCACCAGGGUGAUUCGUUUGUGAUAAAGUCAAAGCCGAUGACUUCGCUAUAAAUAAUUCGGUGUUUGGGCAACGGGUAUGAUAGUAGAAUAUGUGAAAUUCCAAACGUCAGUAUUUGCUAGAGCAAAUUAAUCUGAAGGGCAUCCAGAUGAAGGCCUGAAAGGUAUUGUAGAACAAAGUUCUACAGGUGUAUGCACCAGCUGCUGUUUCAGAAUAGAUCGUUUUCCCCAGGGUGAAGUUUAACAGGAGGCUUGAUCACUCAAGUAGGAAUAUUACUGUGGUUGGACAACAUGUUUUGAUAAACACAGUAUCUUUUUUUUUUUUAUCAGCUAGCAAGCAACUUUUGUCGAUUUGAUUUCUGUUAAUACUGCUAACGUCGAUUAGACAUUAAUUAUUAAAUGCAAUUCACAAAGCUGGAGGAAACUUUGUAUCUUGCCAGAGAAACUGGACAUUCACCCCAGGCCACUUUCACGUUCUGAAAACUGCAGGUUUGGUAGCAAUCUCCUUGUCUGAUAAAAGAUGUUGGGUCACACAUCAGGCCAAAAAAAUCAUGCCAAAGAGCUUGGUGUAUGGCAAGUAAAACUACAGAACGCAGGAAUUUAAGGAGAGGGAGGGAUUCUGAGAAGAAACGGACAUGGCUAAGGAUCCUGUAGUUAAGGAAAUAGGAGUUUUAAUAAAAUUGCUGUAGUUGACUUGUAAUAAAAUGUGCUACUUUCAUUUGAUAAAACAGAAAAGGUGUUAGGCAUGCAGGUUUCAUGUGCCUCUACUGAAUUACUGUUUUUCAGAAUUUACACAAAGAGUGAUUAAAAAUAGCUGAAUUUCUAGGAUUCUCUCCGCUUAAGAAGAUGGCAUCUGUUUCAGACAGCCCAGCGUUCCAGUCUGUGACCAGUGGAUCCUAUGAAAUGUGUACCUUUCAGAAAAGGCUUGCUAGAGGCUAGAAAUGCCUCACAGAAGCUCAGAGCUGGGAAAAGACAGUGGUCAGAAACCUAAGUAGGAGCCAAGUUGAAACAUGAGGUGUAUUGCAGAUUCUAGAAGUGAUAAUAACCUUUUUGAGAUUGUGUCAAAAUGGAACGUGAGUGUAUGGAGAAGAUCAACACUUACUGUCAAAAGCAGAAACUGACACUGGUUUAUGCCAAUGUCAGGAUGACCGGCCCAUCUCAUGAUCCUGAGUUCACAGUUGUGGUUAAAAUAAACAAUGUAGAAUAUGGUACAGGCACUGGUAAAAAUAAGAAGGAAGCAAAAGCAGUAGCAGCAAAAAAAACCUGGGAAAUGAUUGAGAAACAGCCAGAGAGCCCUUCAAACAUGCAAGCUUCAGAAUUAAUGACAACUCAAACGACCUUAUUACCUGUACCAGCCAAUGACUAUGUCAGCCAACUAAAUAUGUAUUCACAAAGGACGCUGCAAAUAGUUGAUUAUCCUAACACAAAAUGUACUGGAGAAGCCCAUGCUCCCAUGUUUUCUUGUAGCUGUACAAUUAGUGGUUUUGUGUAUGGAAGUGGCACUGGAACUUCUGUAGCUGCUGCAAAACAAGCUGCUGCGAAACAAGCGCUUGAGAAGCUACAUAAGCAAGGCACUCUAACAAUGGGAAGAGAAGAAUCUAAUGGAAAUUCUGUAUUUACCGAACAUAGUAAUUCCUCUCGAGUGCCAACUCAGUCUGACUCAGACAGUAUUUCCUUUGAAGACUCAGCUGCAAAGUUAGUAGAAAAAAUGAAAGACAUGGCAGUAUGUGAAAAGCCUUCACCUUCUCAGAGAGACGUACAAAGUUCUGCCCUGAAAUCCAGAAGAAAAUUGGCAGCUAAUUUUGAUAAUGCAAGAAACAAGGAAGAGGAGAAAAAGAUGUCAGAUUUAGAUGAAAGUUUGCCAGAUUUGGACACAAAUACCAGUGAGGAGAAUGAAAGUCCAUACACAGUGAAUAAAAGGAAUGUAAAGCGUGAAGUAAAAGAACUUGCAAGACUUGACCACGAAAACAUAGUGCGGUAUUAUUGUAGCUGGAAAGGGUAUGACCACGUAACUUAUCCAGACUCAAGGCAGAAGUCAAACAAAGAAAUUACCUGUCUUUUCAUCCAAAUGGAAUUAUGUGAACAAGGGCCAUUGGAAAACUGGAUUGAAAAGAAUAGACUAGACCGAAAGUAUCAUGAGAUGGCACAAAACAAAUUUUUACAAAUACUGAAAGGAGUGAAAUAUAUUCAUUCUAAAGAGUUAGUUCAUCGAGACCUCAAGCCUCAGAAUAUAUUCAUAUCCCAUGAAGAUAAAAUAAAAAUAGGCGACUUUGGUCUUGUGACUUCUGUGGCGUAUGGGACUCUGACUGAGAACAGAGGAACAAAAUCAUAUAUGGCACCAGAACAGUUCGGUGACAGAUAUGGAAAGGAAGUAGAUAUUUAUGCACUGGGAUUAAUUUGGUUUGAAAUUCUUUCGGCAUUCAGUGGUCAUGAGAAAAUUAAGGUAUGGCAUGAUGUUAGAGAAGGUCAACUUCCAGAGAGCUUCACCAAACAAUUUCCAGUAAAGGCACCCAUAAUCAAAAAGAUGCUUUCAAGAGACCCUUCAGGAAGAUACUCUGCAUCUGAAAUACUUGAGUUUUUUAAGUCUGUUGAUAAAGACAACUCAUUUAAAACUCAUACUCGGUAAAGGCCUUUCAGAUGUAAAAAGGCUUUCAGAUGUGUUUAAAUCCAGAGUUUGACGUCUGAAACUGAUGAAAUAACAGUAAAUGUCAGAAGCAACAACAAGA